Messenger RNA from Lachancea thermotolerans CBS 6340, 801 nucleotides. It is a transcript of the gene SUB1, whose product is annotated as chromatin-binding transcription coactivator SUB1. Gene Ontology annotation, biological process: positive regulation of transcription initiation by RNA polymerase II. The record is from RefSeq and is a predicted model, not a curated record. Gene Ontology annotation, cellular component: transcription regulator complex; nucleus. Gene Ontology annotation, molecular function: DNA binding; transcription coactivator activity. The transcript has a single exon. NCBI's taxonomy places the organism in Eukaryota, Fungi, Ascomycota, Saccharomycetes, Saccharomycetales, Saccharomycetaceae. The coding region runs from base 1 to 801 and encodes 266 amino acids.
AUGUCUUACUACAACAGAUACCGCGGCCAGCGGAAGUUCGCUGGCAACGGCGAGACAGGGGCUGCAAUUGACGAGCCGGAUGCGAUCUUCGAACUAGGCAAUAAUAAGCGGGUCACGGUGAGGCAGUUUCGCAACAUAAACUUGAUCGACAUCCGUGAAUACUACGCAGAUUCUGCGUCUGGGGAGAUGAAGCCCGGGAAGAAGGGCAUUUCACUCACCGAGGAGCUCUACGACGAGCUGCUGAAGCACCGGCAGAAUAUCGAUGAUGCCCUGCGUCGCUUUGGGUCGAAGAGGCCGCGCACUAAGACCGUCAACGUUCUCUCGGAUAGCGAGGACGAACCGCAAAGCAUGCGCGUGGCGCCGCCCCAGCGUAGUAAGCCAACGCGUAGCGAACAAAGCAAGCCAGCUCGGCGUGACCGCAGGACGGCAGCGCCAGCACCCCCGCAGUCGCAGCCUGACGAGAAACGCCGCAAGCGCGAUGCUCGAGAGGCCGGUGCUCGUCUCGUCAUGCCGGGCGGGCAGCCGUCUAAUCCACGGCUGGACGACUUGCAUACUUCGCGCACGAACGUUAGUAACCCGCGUCUCGAUGAUCUGCAUACCCCACCCGCGAGCGCGAGCAACCCACGUCUCGACGACCACUUGCCCCGGCUUCCGUCCGUGCCGAAGCCUGAUAACGACUCUGAUUUAGACUCCAGCGACGAAGAUUUCGCUCUAGCUCUUGAGUCUGAAUUUCAGCGUGACGAGAACUCUGCUCGUGCCAACGACCACGAAGACGAAGGCGAAAUAAGCGAGGAGUCGUAG